GUGAGUAUCCUGGGCUUCGGCUACAACCGGACCAACUACCAAUUCGACCAGGGACAGCGUUGGGGUCGGUUCACAGCAGGCCGUGGCAAUGAAAUCAAGCGCUACGCCAUGUUCCGCGAGGACGUGGCGGAUCUGGCCGCGGUGAGUGUCAGCAAGUUGAAGGUCUAUGUGCCGGUCCUCACCAUGAGUUUGGGAUAUGUCUUGACCGUCCUGGUCGAAGCGCGUUCGGGAUUGAAGUUUCCAGGUCCCCCAACCUUUGCUUCGGGCUUGUACUUGAAUUGCCUGGGUGUGUCCUUUGCCUUCAUGACGCUAUCCAUUUGGCUUUGCUGGCAUGCUGCCAUGCGCGCUCAGGUGGCGAUGGUCCAACUGCGGACGCGGCAGGUGCGAUUGCCGGUGCCUUCGCAACGGCAACUGGACAGUGCCAGGAAGAUCUUGUCGAGCUAUGAGGAGCAAGGCGUCUACGACAUGUUCCGCCUGCCCUUCGUUUUGCCGCAGAGUGGUGAAGCUCCGCCGGGGGCGGAGGAGGAGGUGAAGUUCGAUGCGGAGGGGAUCAAAGGUGGCUACAAGAAAGGGGGCCUGCCCGGAAUGGCAGCAAAGAUGAAAGGAAAGGUGAAGGAUUUCCAGGAGGAGGCGGGGGGCGAUCUCAAAGAGCUGGGCCAUGCUGCGCGGAUGCCGGGCUUCACCUCGGGGGCACCCGGAUGGGUGGAGAAGGAGAUCGAGGGCCGGGAAGACAUGCCCAAGGCCUCCCCCAGCGGCUUCGGCUUGGAAGCGCCCCCGGAGCCCUACGCACACUUCGAGGCCAUCCGGCAGGCGCAGAAGGACUACUGGUGCGCAGAAGCUUAUGCACGCGUGACCUUCUUGAUCGGCAUGAUGAUCCAAUCCUUCGCCUAUUGGCUUCCGAUCCACUGCAUCGGUGAGCUGGGCCUGGUUUGGGGCGCCAUGGUCUGUUCCUCCACCUUGACCAGCGCCGUGUGGAUCAUGUUCCGCAUGGAUGUGAUUCCCUCACACGGGGGCUGCUUUCCCAUCGAGCUGGGAGGGCCCUUCAUCGAGGCGAUCAGCCUGGCCUUCGCCUACACCCACCAUCCUACGAGUCGCGUGGACGCGCGGGGUGGUCAGGCACUGGAUGUAUCGAGGGCGGUGGCCGUCCUCGUACUGUUGAUGCAGAUUGGGCAGACCAUUCGGCUCUACGUGGCAUGGCACGAGUUUCGUUUGGCAAAGCCAUGGUACACGAUAACUCUUCCAGUGGUGUCCCAACCGGGCAACGGCUCGCCCGAGCUGGGCGCCGCCCAGGAGAGUGGCGAGCGGCUCUUCAACCAGGCGGCCUCCUGCGAGAGCCCCGUGUGGCUUCCCUCGGCCUUUCAAACGGUCAGCUAUCUGGUGGCGCCCCCAAAGGUCAAGUCGCAAUUGGAGAAGGAGCAAAGAUCCCGUGAUCAUGAAGGAUUAAGUGAAGAUCCCAUGGUGAAUGUGGACAUGACUCCUUGGUACUACGUGCGCAGCCUGCUCUUGGUCACAGCCAUUUCGUGGUUCGUCCUGCUGACUGGGCGCAUCGUGGAAUGCACCAUGGGUGAGAGGAUGCUGGUGACCAAUCCAGGCGCUCCACCAUGGACGCGGGUUGGGCGCUGGUACGGUUGGGAGGCUGGACCCAUCACUUCGAAGCACUACGCGCACGUGACGCCCAUGCGGGGCCAUUUCGCCUGGCAGAAGGGCUGGGGCCCUCAGGGCCAGCAGGAGAUCCGGGAGCUUUGGGCCAGCGAUAUGUUCGGCUUCCACCCUGAGGCUGACAUGCAUUGGAGCGAGGCGGAUGCUGGGAUGCAAAGCGAGCCAGGUUCAAUUCUCAGAUAUGCCAAGGAAGGCCCAGAGCCUCUGGUGGGUGCAGCGGGGCACGGCAAAAACACCUGGUUCGAAGGGGUCAUUCAGUACGGUCGCCGCUAUACUGGGGAGCACAGCUGGUUGGACAGCGGUGGACACCGGCGUCUUCAGGAGGUGGUGACCACGGUGCGACCGGUUCCUGUCACCAAGGUGGUUCCAGCGGCUGUGCACUUCCCGCCAUCCCUGGAGCCGGAGUUGUUGGCCUGCAGCCCUGAGGGCACGAUUGCCAUGACUCGUGGAGGCAUGGGUGCCUUCCUACCAGCCUCUGCCGCGGUGCCCUGGCUCAGAGGCCCCACCUGGCUACCCUUGCCUUACGAAAAAGCUGAGGAGCAAGGCUUCGGCACUUGGUCCCCAGUGAAUUUCCAGGGCCUGCUGGAUUUCGGCCUAGCGCGUAGUGUCAGCUGGGGCCAGCAACGGCUGCUGAGCCACACGGGCUCCGGGGUAGUGGUGGCGUGCCCCUGGGACGGCCGAGAGUCUCGGUGCUCUGCACUGGAGCUACCAGGCAUCCCCUCGGCCGCUUCGGCCACUGCCCUGGCGCUGCUGGAUGCUUCGGAGGGGCAUCCCUUCCGCGCGGCCGUGCUGCUGGGGGACCAGCUGCAGCUGCACGCCUUGAUGCAGCACGGCCUUGGCCAAGACUGGCACCUAGAGGCGCAGGUGGCGAUGCCUCAGGGUGCGGCAGCUGUGAGCCUCACCGGGGAUCAGCAGAAGGUCCUGGAUCUUGCGCCUGGCGUCCAAGUGGCGCAAACAUCCAAAAGGAAUGGUCUGCAGAAUUGCUCUACUGAAGGACGCCGGAAGAGCUACCGCUGGGUCAGGGUGGCAUCAUUGACCGACUUG
Molecule: messenger RNA, 2703 nt
Organism: Cladocopium goreaui
Lineage: Eukaryota; Dinophyceae; Suessiales; Symbiodiniaceae
Source: the annotation of a GenBank genome assembly